AUGGAUCUCCAAAUAGAUGAACACUUCCGUCUUCAGGAGCAGGUUCGUGGCGUUGACAGAGAGAAUGAAUCCCGGAAACUGCUUAUCCGGCUAGCUGUUCUAAAAUUACUAAGUCUACAGAACUCAGCACAGCGAGCAGACAAACAAAAUCAACAAACACAGCAGACACCUCCAACAUCACAGGGACUUCUAGGAAACGCUUCUGAGAAGCUCCGUGAUUACGAACUCCGUAUUUCUGUUCUAAAACUGCAGCUUUCCACAAAAGAGAAGGUACAUGAGGCUCAAAUAGAUGAGUUGAAGGACUUGGUGGCACUGCUCCAGAAACAGUUGGACGAGGUCAACAGCGUGCGCUCUGAGAGAAAGGUGGCACCAUUGGGCAGCAAGUGGACCAAGCCUAAUUUUAUGUCACCGCCUACGUCGUCUGGAAGAUCGGUUAGUUUGGGCAAUAAGUUCCUCUCUCCCAACUUAUCAGUAUUUUCCGGUGCAUCGCCAGUAUUUACAAAACAAAAAAUACUUAAGGGAAAAGGCAAUUCUUUUGCCGAUUUUGGAGCCGAAUCAAUAGCAUCUCAGGCGUCACUCAAACUCUCACAGUCCGAGAAGACGGAAAAGCCAGUGUACUUUUCUUCCCCCACGUCAAGUGUGGAAUCCACACCCAUUAAAAAGGCGCCUAUAGAGAAAAAUAUUGAGCCAGCAGUCUCCGCAGAACCGGAAGAAGCAAUUAAUGAAGACGAUGCCGCCAAAUUAGUAAUUCCAGAAGCAAACGCUAACCUGACAAACAUUUCAGAGUCCGAGGAUUUGUAUCAAACAGCCAACGCUACGCUCUUAGAGGAUGGAGUCAGUAAAAAGAAAAAGAAAAUACAAUUACUUUCAGCAAACGCAUCCAAAAUAGUGCUGGAGCUGCAAGGAAGAGGGCUCAAUGUGGAAGAGGAAGACUUGAAUUCACUUAAUUAUUAUCAUGACGAUAACUUUCAAGAUGAUCACUCUUCUCCAAUUCGGCCCUCCAAACGCAAAAUCGAGGACCGUGAAGAACCUGCAAAGAAGAGACAUGUUUUUAAGAUUUAA
Molecule: messenger RNA, 1062 nt
Organism: Sungouiella intermedia
Lineage: Eukaryota; Fungi; Ascomycota; Pichiomycetes; Serinales; Metschnikowiaceae
Source: the annotation of a GenBank genome assembly